Ipomoea nil (Japanese morning glory) is the source of this 1339-nucleotide messenger RNA. RefSeq lists its product as uncharacterized. The coding region runs from base 75 to 785 and encodes 236 amino acids. NCBI's taxonomy places the organism in Eukaryota, Viridiplantae, Streptophyta, Magnoliopsida, Solanales, Convolvulaceae. The record is from RefSeq and is a predicted model, not a curated record. The transcript has 4 exons.
UUCAAAGAAGAGCUUGCUUUUAUUAGCAACUCCACAGCCGCUGCUUUCAUAUAUAUAUGGUCACCUGAUAUAUAAUGGAAGGAGCAUCGGCUCGACCUUCUUCGUCUAGGGCGACGGCGAGUGCAGUUCCUCCUUGCUCCUCGCCGCCGCAGGCUUCAUCGCUGCCGGAGAACAACGACUUCCCCAAGAACGUCAUUAUUUUUAUGGAGGCCCUAGAGAAGUUCACUCUUGAGCCUCUUGAGUGGGUGUUGAAGAAUGUUGUCAUGAAGCCUUGUUGCACUCUUUCCAUCAUUGGCAUCUAUCCCUUUCUCACUUUUCUGGAGUCGGCUAAGACAUCUUCCGAAAUAUGGAGUGUGAAUUGUGAAGAUUUACAACAAGGGGAGCGAAGAAGUGAUCCAAAGCACCUCAAAGUCCAAUUCUUGAUGGAUCUAUGCCAAUCCUAUGGGGUUUCGUGUGAGAUUAGAACUGAGAUGUGCCAUCCAGUGAGAAGCAGAAUAAUGGAGAUAAUCACAAGUCUCCAAGCAACAUUGGUGGUCUUUGACAAGCAUCAUGACAGAAAGAACAUAGAAUACUAUGCAGAGAAAGUCCCCUACAGCAUCAUAAUCAUGAAUGAGAAUGGAGAAGUGGACAUGAUAAAGGGAAGAUCCCAAAUUGAUCCCAUAAGUACAGCAGAGGAGUCUCCACAUUCACUUCCACCAACUCCAAGAGUUAAGAUUUCUAGAAAAUGGAAGAAAGUUCUCUGUCCCAUUAGGAGAUUGAAGUUGGGAAUCCUCCAAGGUUGUUGAUCUUAUCAUAAAAAGCUGUCUUUCCUAUACAUAUUUUACUUUUACUCUCUCGAUUAUGUAGUACUUUUACUCACAAUGCUCGACUUUGUCACUUUUCUACUUAACUACUCAAUUGACAAAAAAAGUUUUACUAUUUGUUCUUCAACUUCAAAAACGUCUCUUUUGGAAUUCAAAACAUCCAAAAUGUCCUCACUUUGUGAAAAUUUCAUCAAGACUUUUCAUCCUUAUUGCAUAUGAGGUCGUUUUGGGAUUUUGAACCAAAUGUAGAACGUUUGAAGUGGAAAAAAUCAAAGUCGAGCAAGACAAGUAAAAAUUCUACUAUAAUCGAGAAAUCAAAAGCAAAAUAAAGUUCUCUAAAUAAUGUGGGAGUGGCUAUCCAUCUACAACUUAUGUUGGAAAAGCAGUGUUAUAAGCAGCAUGGAAUGGCAGCAUCAUCAAGAGUCAUUUUCUAUUAUUGUUGUUGUAAUACUUUAUUACAUUGUGUUUGCUGAACCUUAUGUAUAAUGCUUAAACUUUCACAAUGUGAGAAUAAUUUAUGUAAAUCUUAAUGCUUA